Molecule: messenger RNA, 2163 nt
Organism: Bursaphelenchus okinawaensis
Lineage: Eukaryota; Metazoa; Nematoda; Chromadorea; Rhabditida; Aphelenchoididae
Source: the annotation of a GenBank genome assembly
AUGAUCAAGACAAGUGGAGUGGAAUACCACAGAUUUGUGGAGGGUCAGAAAAAGCCAGAGUAAGGAAGUAAAAAUAAGGGAGUACGAAGGUUUUGCGUAUCAGUUUAUGCUCUUUUGAAUACUGUUAAUAUUGUUUUGUUGAGAAAUAAAAUUUUGUUUUAGGUAUUAAAAACAGAUUAAUUUACAUAAAAAAUAGAUUUAUAGGCAGAAUCUAAAGUUAAAUUGACAAUAGAACAAAUUUUGAAUAGAUUUUUAAAAUUAUUGUUGGAUUUUCAGCCCAUGGGAGCGUCAUGCCAGUCUAGUGCUAAGAAUGGCUUUGGUCUUUGUCGCUUCUGCCGCUUUGGCCAUGGUUACCAUCGCGUAAGUGACAUUGGUUUCAAAAAUUAUAACGUAGCUGUUUCUAAUGACAAAGCUAAUAAUAAUAACGGCAAAUAUCUUUACCUUUUAUGGAAAGAGCAAUAACGUCCGUAAUUUACAAAGAAGAACAUUCUAGGCUUUUGUCGAUGAAUUCUACCAAAUCUCAGCUAUCUCAAAUGAUGCAUAAAUUAGAGGAAAGGACUUAUGACAAGACAGGUUCGACCUUUAAUCAACAUUAUCAACAGUUCUUGGAGUUUUUGAAAGAGUAAGUCACAUUUGUCUUAUUUUAUUGGAUUUAGGCUAUGACUAUAUAUUGCAAUAUUUUAUAAGUUGGAAGUCUUUCUAUGUUUGUUUUACAAGGUGGAGCUUCGGCUUUGGUUCUUUUGCAAGUUGGAGCUCUUGUUUAGUCCUGUUUAUAACUGUUUCUGGCAUUAGUUUUGAAGCAGAAACUUUGAUUACCGAAAAUUAUGUUGAUCUAGGUCUUACAAGCUUUUUCUUAUCACAUCACUUUUGGUUUUUGGGUUACUAAUAACAUUAGUUGUAUUUCAGACACGACCGACGCUAUGACGACCCAGAAGAAUUCAAUUUUCGAUUUGAAAACUUUAGAAAAACAAUUGAAAAGGUUGAAAACCUGAAGCAUUUGGAAAAAUUGACCAAGACUGAGUUUGGAAUCAACGAAAUGGCUGACAAAAGUGAGGACGAGAUCAAAGAGGUAGGAACUUUCUUUACAAAAAUUGUAUUUUUGAAUUGAUUUGGUUAUACGAUUGUUCAUUUAACGUAUAUUACCCUUCCAGAUGCUGUUACCUCUAGAUCACUACAAGAAACUGCGUAAAGAAGCUACCUUCAUAAAGCCCCAACCACCUCGUGAUCAGCUCCCAAAGAAGGACCAAUCACCAUAUCCAGCUCACUUUGAUUGGCGUGAUCACGGCGUAGUCACGCCGAGUCGUUCUCAACAUCAUUGUGGGUCUUGCUGGGCGUUUGCUACUGUAACUACAGUUGAAACAACAUAUGCUAUUGCUCAUGGAGUAUUGAGAAAUCUAUCACAACAAGAAUUACUGGAUUGUAAUUUGGAGAACAACGCUUGCAAUGGUGGGGAUGUGGACAAGGCUAUGAGGUAGAGUAGUUUAAAUUGUUAAAUGGUGCAAGGUUAAGUAGAAAUGGCAAAGGAGGUAAGGUCCAGCAGAAAUGGCACAAAUAAGGUAAAAAAUAGGUAUUACGGAGUUAAAAAAAGUUUUGUCGUUAAUUUGCUAUGUCUCUAAUGUUAAAAAGCGACAGGGCUUUUUGAGCACUCUAAUAAAUAUUAGCUUUGUAGCAGUUGAAAAGAUAGACUUAUUACGCCAAAGAAGUAGGUAAUAAUUAUUAUUCAGGUUUGUUCACGACCACGGCCUAAUGACAGCCGACCAAUACCCAUAUGUUGCUCAUCGUCAAAACUCGUGUGCCCUAAACGACUACGAAGGCCCAACAACCAAACUAGAACUAGCCUACUUCCUAAACCCAGAUGAAAACGCUAUGAUGGAGUGGCUCGUCAACUACGGUCCAGUCAAUGUUGGUAUCUCCGUUCCACCAGACAUGACACCGUACAAAAGUGGAGUAUAUCAUCCAUCUGCUUACGACUGCCAGUUCAGAGUACUAGGUCUACAUGCUUUGAAUAUUGUUGGAUAUGGUACAAAUGAGGAUGGGGAGAAGUACUGGAUUGUGAAGAAUUCGUGGGGGCCAAAAUGGGGCGUGGAACAAGGUUUUGUCUACUUUGCCCGAGGCGUUAAUGCUUGUGGAAUUGAGGACGAGCCUAUUGGUAUCUUGGCUUGA